AUGGCCAUCUCAAAACGGGCCGGCGCCAAAAAGGGCGCCGCAAAGUCGGCCCCUCCCCCCUCGAAAUCCAAUGCCGGCGCAUCCUCGUCAAAGGGCGGCGUCGCAAAGGCAGACUGGAGGGAAGGCUUCAAAAAGCCACAGGCGGGCGUCUCGGACAUGACGCUACUCUCCAAGGUAUCCAACGAGGAGAUCAACUCGAACCUCCAGAAGCGCUUCGAGAAUGCCGAAAUCUACACCUACAUCGGCAACGUCCUCAUCUCGGUCAACCCGUUCCGCGACCUGGGCAUCUACACCGACGACGUCCUCCAGUCCUACCGCGGCAAGAACCGCCUCGAGAUGACGCCCCACGUCUACGCCAUCGCAGAGGGCGCCUACUACAACAUGGCCGCCUACAAGGAGAACCAGUGCGUCAUCAUCUCGGGCGAGUCGGGCGCAGGAAAGACCGAGGCGGCCAAGCGCAUCAUGCAGUACAUUGCCGCCGUCAGCGGCGACGGCGGCGGCGCGGGCAGCGGCGGCAUCCAGGGCAUCAAGGACAUGGUGCUCGCCACCAACCCGCUCCUCGAGAGCUUCGGGUGCGCAAAGACGCUGCGCAACAACAACUCGUCGCGCCACGGCAAGUACCUCGAGAUCAUGUUCAACCCGCAGGGCGAGCCCGUCGGCGCCAGCAUCACAAACUACCUCCUCGAAAAGAACCGCGUCGUCCAGCAGAUCCGCGACGAGCGCAACUUCCACGUCUUCUACCAGUUUACAAAGGCCGCCUCGGACGCCCACCGCGACGCCUACGGCAUCCAGGGGCCCGAGGCCUACGCCUACACGGCCAACAGCGGCUGCCUCGAGGUGCCCGGCAUCGACGACGCCGCCGACUACCGCGACACGCUGGCCGCCAUGCACACCAUCGGCCUCUCGGCCGCCGAGCAGGACAACAUCUUCCGCAUGAUUGCCGCCAUCCUGUGGAUCGGCAACGUCCAGUACGUCGAAGACGCCGAGGGCAACGCCCAGAUCGCCGACGCCGCCGUGCCCGACUUUGUCGCCUACCUCCUCGAGGUCGACGCCGGCAACGUGACAAAGGCCCUCACCCAGCGCAUCAUGGAGACCCAACGCGGCGGGCGGCGCGGCUCGGUGUACGAGGUGCCCCUCAACCCGGCCCAGGCAGCCGCCUCGCGCGACGCCCUCGCCAAGGCCAUCUACAACAACAUGUUUGACUGGAUCGUCGAGCGCAUCAACCAGUCGAUGCGCCCCGCCGCCAACGCCGGCGCCGCCAACGUCAUCGGCGUGCUCGACAUCUACGGCUUCGAGAUCUUUGACAACAACUCGUUCGAGCAGCUCUGCAUCAACUACGUCAACGAGAAGCUGCAGCAGAUCUUUAUCGAGCUGACGCUCAAAAAGGAGCAGGAGGAGUACGCCAGCGAGCAGAUCCAGUGGACGCCGAUCAAGUACUUCAACAACAAGAUCGUCUGCGACCUCAUCGAGGAGCGCCGCCCGCCCGGCAUCUUUUCGGCGCUCAACGACGCCUGCGCCACCGCCCACGCCGACCCGACGGCCGCCGACAACUCGUUCAUCCAGCGCACGGGCAUGCUGGCGUCGAACCCGCACUUUGAGUCGCGCGGCACCAAGUUCCUCGUGCGCCACUACGCCGGCGACGUCAUGUACAACGUCCAGGGCAUGACGGACAAGAACAAGGACGCGCUGCUCAAGGACAUCCUCGACCUCGUCGACUCGUCGGCCAACGGCUACCUCCAGAAGCUCUUCCCGGACCGGCCCGACCCCAACAGCAAGAAGCGGCCCCCGACCGCCGGCGACCGCAUCAAGGCGAGCGCCAACGCCCUCGUCGACAACCUGAUGAAGGCGCAGCCCUCGUACAUCCGCACCAUCAAGCCCAACCAGAACAAGAGCCCGACCGAGUACGACGUCCAGGCCAUCCUCCACCAGAUUAAGUACCUCGGCCUGCAAGAGAAUAUCCGCGUCCGCCGCGCCGGUUUCGCCUACCGCAACACGUUCGAGAAGAUGGUGGAGCGCUUCUACCUCCUCUCGCCCGCCACGUCGUACGCCGGAGAGUACAUCUGGCAGGGCGACGCCAAGUCCGGGUGCGAGCGCAUCCUCACCGACACGGGCAUCGCCCGCGACGAGUGGCAGAUGGGCGUCACCAAGGCCUUCAUCAAGAAUCCGGAGACGCUGUUCGCGCUCGAGACGAUGCGCGACCGCUACUGGCACAACAUGGCGAUGCGCAUCCAGCGCGCCUACCGCAACUACCUGCGCUACAAGGAGGAGUGCGCGCGCCGCAUCCAGCGCAUGUGGCGCAACAACAAGGAGGGGCUGGCCUACGUCCAGCUGCGCGACUACGGCCACCAGGUGCUGGCGGGACGCAAGGAGCGCCGCCGCUUCAGCCUGCUUGGCAUGCGCCGCUUCAUGGGCGACUACCUCGACGUGGGCGGCAAGGGCGGCGGCGCCGAGGGUCAGAUGCUGCGCCAGGCCGCGGGGCUCUCGGCGGGCGAGGAUGUGGCGUUUAGCGCGCGUAUCCAGCUCCUCGUGUCGCGCCUGGGCCGCUCGAGCAAGCCGAGCCCGCGCUUCCUGGUCCUCACCGACAAGGCCGUCUACCUGCUCGUCACGCAGCUCGUCAAUAACCAGGCCCAGACGACGUGCGAGCGGCGCAUCAACCUGUCGGCCAUCACGGCCGUCGGCCUGUCGAACCUGCGCGACGACUGGGUCGUGCUCAACGUCGGCGGCGCCAGCGUCGACCCGGACCCCGUCUUCCACUGCGCGUUCAAGACGGAGCUCGUCGUCCACCUCCUCCAGCGCACCAGCGGCGGCGUCAACGUCAACGUGGCGCCGACGCUCGAGUACGCCAAGAAGAAGGACAAGAAGGCGCAGAUCACCUUCAAGAAGGACGAGACGAUCCGGCGCGACGACGUCUACAAGAGCUCGACCGUCUCGCCAGUCGAAGCCCGCUCCGAAAAAGAAGCCCGGCCUCGUCCGACCCAUCACGUCUGGCAAGCUGCUCAAGGCCGGCGGUCCGUCGAACCCCAAUAG
Messenger RNA from Pseudozyma flocculosa PF-1, 3027 nucleotides. RefSeq lists its product as uncharacterized. Lineage: Eukaryota; Fungi; Basidiomycota; Ustilaginomycetes; Ustilaginales; Ustilaginaceae. The coding region runs from base 1 to 3027 and encodes 1008 amino acids. Gene Ontology annotation, biological process: vesicle transport along actin filament; actin filament organization; endocytosis. Gene Ontology annotation, molecular function: actin filament binding; microfilament motor activity; ATP binding. The record is from RefSeq and is a predicted model, not a curated record. Gene Ontology annotation, cellular component: vesicle; actin cytoskeleton; myosin complex. The transcript is spliced from 3 exons.